Messenger RNA from Amaranthus tricolor (Joseph's coat), 2141 nucleotides. RefSeq names its product protein ZINC INDUCED FACILITATOR 1-like. The coding region runs from base 165 to 1625 and encodes 486 amino acids. NCBI's taxonomy places the organism in Eukaryota, Viridiplantae, Streptophyta, Magnoliopsida, Caryophyllales, Amaranthaceae. The transcript is spliced from 17 exons. The record is from RefSeq and is a predicted model, not a curated record. Gene Ontology annotation, molecular function: transmembrane transporter activity. Gene Ontology annotation, biological process: transmembrane transport.
UAGAGUUUCUCACUCCCGAUAAUUACAAAAGGUAGCGGUGUUUAGCCAAGAAACUUGCACCUUUUUGUUUACGAAUAAUAGGGAUCAUAAAUCAGAGUAUAUUUCUUCUUGCAACAAUUCUGCAAAAAGUUUUUUUUUUUUUUUUUUUAUUUGGGAGAAUAACAAUGGCAGAAAAUAAAGAAUCAUUACUAUCGAAGCAGAAUGAUUUGUACUAUGAGAAUUGUCCUGGUUGCAAAGUUGAGAAACGCAAAGCAGAAAACCCAAAUCUUCCUUGGCUUCAUUUUUUCUUCAUAUGGAUUAUUACUCUCUCUUCUUCUUUGCCAAUAUCGUCCAUCUUUCCCUUCCUAUAUUAUAUGGUGAGGGGAUUUGGUAUUGCCAAAAGAGAAGAAGAUGUUAGUUUCUAUGCUGGCUUCGAGGGAUCUGCAUUCAUGGUUGGGAGAACCUUGACGGCUAUUAUAUGGGGAAUGGUGGCUGAUCGUUAUGGCCGGAAACCUGUCAUGAUUUUAAGCACACUAUCAGUAGUGAUAUUUAACACAAUGUUUGGCCUGAGCACGAAUUAUUGGAUGGCACUGGUUUCAAGAUUCCUACUUGGAGCUUUCUGCGGCACACUUGGUCCAAUGAGGGCAUAUGCCACUGAAGUUAGCCGUCGGGAGCAUCAAGCUUUGGGGGUGGCAAUGAUGACUUCUUCAUGGGGUAUUGGCUUAGUCAUAGGCCCUGCGCUUGGUGGUUAUCUUGCACAGCCUGCAGACAAAUUCCCUAGUGUAUUUUCUCAGGAUUCAAUUUUCGGAAGGUUCCCAUACUUCUUAGUUUCUUUAGUAUUAUCGAUAUUUUCUUUUGGUGUAUUCAUCCUCUGCUUUUGGCUCCCGGAAACAUUACAUAGGCACGAUGUUCAUGGAAAAACCCAGGUGCAGCCUCAUGAUAUAGAGGGCGCUGAUAAAGAAAAAUUACUAAAUGGUGACGGAGACAAUUCACAUACCUGGUUCAGCCUUCUUCGAAAUUGGCCGUUAAUGUCAACUAUCAUAGUAUAUUGUGUCUUUCAGCUGCAUGAUAUGGCUUAUAUUGAGAUAUUCUCAUUAUGGACUGUAAGUCCGAGGACUGUUGGAGGAUUAAGUUUAGCGACUGAAGAUGUUGGUCAAGCUCUUGCUGUGGCAGGAAUUGGUCUGUUGUUUUGUCAACUACUACUAUAUCCUGUCUUGGAGAGAAAACUUGGGCCGAUUACAGUUUCAAGAGUAGGAGCGGUUCUUAGUAUUUCAUUGCUGGCAAGUUACCCCUUUUUUGUUAAUUUGAAAGGCACUACUCUCUCAAUUGUCGUUGAUCUUGCUUCCGCAGCGAAAAAUGUGCUUUCGGUUUCGAUCACUACCGGAUUGUUUCUCUUGCAAAAUAGGGCUGUGAACCAACAUCAAAGAGGUGCCGCAAACGGACUUUCUCUGGGUAUUAUGUCUUUCUGCAAAGCAAUCGGUCCUGCUUUAGCCGGAACCCUUCUCUCUUGGGCACAAACGCGUCAAACAGCUACUUUUCUACCAGGAACCCAUAUGGUUUUCUUCCUACUAAAUGUAGUAGAAUUCGUCGGUUUUCUAAUGACUUUCAAGCCUUUCCUUACGCAACCUGCUCAUGAGUUUUGUUAAGUUGUUCCAGAAAGAAUUUAUUGCGCUUCCACGAACAGCUGCAAUGAAAGCUACAGAUAACUAUAAGCUUAGUGCUUCUAGAAUGCAGAGACUUGUUGAAGGUCACCCCAAAAUGACACCAACAAACACAGUCUGCCAAAAAAAAUUGGGAAAAAAGUAUGAUUCUAGGCUUGAGUGUUAUUUUCAUCAUGGCAUAUACUUCCUCUGUUCGGAAUUAGUUGUCAUGCAAUCUAUUGAUAUAAAUUUGAAUUUUGAGUUAUUAGUAGAGUUGCUAAGAGUAACAUUCAACUGUAAAAUUGUACGAUUCGGUUCAUGAUUUUCGAAUCUAUAUGUUGGUAGAUUAUAAUACCUACCUGCUUUCGAGUUAAUUAGAAAAUAAGUCUCUUUGUUAGGGUUAGAACGUUAGAUUGUAUACGGUCGACCUUGCCCCCCCUUUCUCAUAAAGACAUAAUUUAUUGAUGUAAUGUAAUGUUGUUAUAAUGAGUUAUAAUAAAGCUUAUGAUUUUUAAAUGUCUA